This is a messenger RNA of Stylophora pistillata, 984 nucleotides long. Its product is annotated as sushi, von Willebrand factor type A, EGF and pentraxin domain-containing protein 1. The record is from RefSeq and is a predicted model, not a curated record. Gene Ontology annotation, molecular function: calcium ion binding. Lineage: Eukaryota; Metazoa; Cnidaria; Anthozoa; Scleractinia; Pocilloporidae.
GAAAGCGAAUUCUAAUUCCAACAAAGGAUGUGGUAGUCAUCCCGACAGUUGAAACGUGACGCCUUACAGUGCGAUGUCAAAACAGACUCAGUAGCAAUCUUAGCUUCUGUGUCGACGUCCUGUUCUUAGUAUAAAAUAGUUAUCGUUUGCAUUACUUUACGAAAGAUUUCCGUCGGAGACAGUAUCAUGCAAGUCGUCUACCGACUGCUGUUGUGGACACUUGUUUUCUGCCGUUUCACGUCACAAGAAGAGAGCUGUAGCGGUGACCUUGGAAUGCAAAGUAAACGAAUACCAGACGGGAGGAUUACAGCAUCAUCUUCAAAAAGUUCAGUUAACUCCCCUCAUUUUGCACGUUUGGACGGAGCAAAGGCCUGGUGCUCUGCCCCAAAGGACAAGUUGCCAUACAUACAAAUCACAUUCGUCGAACCAAAGUCAAUCACUGGCAUAACAACUCAAGGAAGUAAAUCUGAUUUUGCGUGGGUGAAAAAAUAUGAAGUGAAGUAUCUGGAUAAAGGAACUUGGAAAGAAUAUGAUAAGGAAUUUGAAGGCAACAACAAUAUCAAUGGCUUAAAGUCGAACACCUUAGAUCCUCCAAUCAGAACACAGUUGAUUAGAAUCUAUCCCAAGGAUCCAAUAGUGUUGGGUGGCACCGAUCCUAAACCCUGCUGCCUAAGAUUGGAGCUGUCUGGAUGCUCUGCACCAGUCGACUGUAAAGACCCCGGACACCCAUCAAACGGAAAUCGAAAUGGGAGUGAUUUUGGUCAUGGUAAACAGGUAAACUACGCCUGCUUGGAAGGUUUCAUGUUGGUGGGAAGCGCAACAUCUGUUUGUCAUANGUAUAGUAUCGCAGAGCUGUUUGUAGAGAUCCUGGAAUGCCAGACAAUGGAACCAGAAUCGGAGAAAACUUUGGAGAUGGUCAAAUGGUGGCUUACAGAUGCAAUCCAACCUUUAACUUGGUGGGCUCACCUACCUCGUUCUGCAUAG